AUGUAGUACAUGAAGAUGGAAUUUGCAAUUAAACACACAUGGGAUGGUUUACCUGUGAGCCAUGAGCCAGUUACAAUUGAGCUGAAGUCAGACAAUGCGGGACUGAUAAUGGAAGUUAAUGCUCCCUUCUUUAAUGAUCCUCCAGCACCCCUUGGAGAGCCAGGGAAACCUUUUAGUAGACUGUGGGACUAUGAGGUUGUAGAGGCAUUUUUCCUGAGUGACAGAACUGAACAGUAUUUAGAAGUUGAACUUUGUCCCCAUGGAGAACACUUGUUGCUGCUGCUUUCUGGCAAAAGAAAAGUAUGGAAAGAAGAGCUUCCUUUAGAGUUUGAGGUGACCAGAACGAACACCAAAUGGGAGGGUAAAGCUCGUCUUCCUUGGAAUUAUUUUCCACCAUGCACUAACAAGUUCAAUGCAUUUGCAAUUCAUGGCUCAGGAGAACAGAGAAAAUAUGAGGCACUUUAUCCUGUGCCUCGACAUGAACUACAGGAAGGACAGAAACCAGAUUUUCAUCGUCUGGAAUUUUUCAAAGAUUUGAACCUGAAAAGAUUAAUGGGAGAAGACUGGAAGCAGCCUGAAUCAGAUUUAUGGAAUUUAACUCUGCACGUGAAUUCUGCCUGAGAAGAAGAGAAGAUGGGGAUAUCCUGCCUUUGUGAACAUCUCAGUGUGAUGAAUAUCCAAGAUAGAAUGUUACCACAGAGUUUUUACUUGGCUUUAGUGUUCUUCUUUGAACUCUGUUUUAUAGAACUUUACUUUUAAAGUUAAGGAUAUUAGUCUUUUUCAGAUGCAGACAUUGACAUGUCAGUGCACUCAUUCAUCCAAUUUUUUCUGCUCUCUUUUAAUUAGGCACUACAGAUUCCUUGCUAUAAAGUGCCAUCUGUUGAAAAUUUUAAGUAUUGUACAUUCAGUUGUUUGGUAUCUUUUCUUCAGUCCAUGUAUGGUUUUUCAAAGAAUAACAUUAGUCUGAAAUAUUGAAUAAUCCAAUAAAUGUUGGUUGAAAACAUCUUCCAGAUACUGCCAUCUCAAAACUGCUUUUGAAAUUCCAGUCAAAAGUGAAAAAAACCCCAUUUCUCUGAAGCUUUAGAUUUCAUUUUAAAUAGUUUGUCAAGAAAGGCAUGCAAAGGUUAAAAAUGAGUUUACUGUUUUUCUCAUAGAGGUUGUUUUCACAUGGUGAUUGAUGUUUUGUAUGUGAAGGACAAUAAAUCAAAUAAGUAAUUUAAAGUAAAAUAAUUGUGGUACAAAAUUGAAUGGUACAUGCUUCUGAAAAUGGGACUGAUCAUGUAGACUUUAUUCAAGGCAAAUACUACUCCACUCUGCUGACAGUUGGUUCACUUGUGUGUUCCUAAGCUUUAGGAGUCUGUUUGAUCUCUGAGUGCUGUCUGUCAUCAGAAGGUUUCCAUAUGGGUUCGUGGAGUGCAGAGUUGGAACCUGUGCAGUGACUCGUUUCUAAAGGUUGAAAGUUAAAUUAAUCCUUUGGUAGAAACUUAGUGUAGGAGGGGAUAUCUACUUAAGGCAUGUGUUAGAUGGAAGCACAGCAUCUUGGCACAUAGUAGUGAAUUCUUGGCAAUACAAUACUUGCCAGCAUUGUUUAAAGCUCCGAGGACUUUGCAGGGAUGCCUAUCAAUGUUCAUUGGGAUGCUAGUUAGCAACUUUCUUGCUCUGAGCUGCUCUUAACCUGGCCUUGUUUUACACUGUGGAGAACAGUUGUUGCUAUUCUUUCCUGAAUUGUCUCUCUCUUGCAAUACAUGAGGAAAAGACAAAACAAACUCUGUUCUGUGUGAGUUCUGUUUAAGUACAUGUUCAUUAAUUGUUAAACCUAGUAUAGAAGAAAGGUGAUGCAGUGCAGUCUGGCUCAGUGUAUGUGUGUAUAUAUAGACAUUCAGCAUUGUACUGGUUUUGUAUGUCAAACUUGAAUCAAGAAUAAUACAGAUAAAUGCUCAAAAUUGUCACACUGGAUAUUUUUUAUGUAA
This is a messenger RNA of Apus apus (common swift), 1970 nucleotides long. RefSeq names its product chromosome 4 C4orf33 homolog (gene C4H4orf33). Lineage: Eukaryota; Metazoa; Chordata; Aves; Apodiformes; Apodidae. Bases 10 to 621 code for a protein of 203 amino acids. The transcript has 6 exons. The record is from RefSeq and is a predicted model, not a curated record.